This is a messenger RNA of Spea bombifrons (plains spadefoot toad), 1155 nucleotides long. RefSeq names its product mitochondrial ribosomal protein L39 (gene MRPL39). The coding region runs from base 94 to 1086 and encodes 330 amino acids. Gene Ontology annotation, cellular component: mitochondrion. The transcript is spliced from 10 exons. Lineage: Eukaryota; Metazoa; Chordata; Amphibia; Anura; Pelobatidae. The record is from RefSeq and is a predicted model, not a curated record. Gene Ontology annotation, molecular function: nucleotide binding; RNA binding.
AAGGAUUUUUGGACGGACCCGGACGGCGUGCUUCCUGUGCAAUGUAGUGAAUGUCACUUUGCCUGCAUGAAUUGACUCGCUGAAUCCUUUAACAUGUGGAUAAAGACAGUGGAGGCGGGAAGCUGCGUGCUGCGGGCUGUGCGAGGCAGGCUUUACUCCACGGUUCCAGCCGCUCGCCUUACGAAUGCCGAGAUCUCCCAGAUGCGCGUUGAGUUGUUUAACAAAGAGAAAGAAAGACAGUUAUCUUUGCAGCCCCGCAUCGAGAAGAUCGAGGUGAAGCAUGUCGGAAAGACGGCCCCUGACACCGUGUUUGUAAUGAAUAAAGGAGUCUCCACUCCAUACAACUGCACCAUGCACCUCAGCGAGUGGUAUGGUACGAGGUCCGUGUUGGCCCUUGUUGAUGGUGAACUGUGGGACAUGUACAAGCCUUUAACUAAAUCCUGCACUAUCCAGUUUCUUACGUUUAAAGAUGAAAACCCAGAGGAAGUAAAUAAGGCGUACUGGCGAUCGUGUGCAAUGAUACUCGGCAGCGCGUUGGAACAGGCUUUCAAGGAUGAGUACAUGGUGACCCUCGUACGCGCUCCAGAGAUACCAGUGAUCUCUGGAGCGUUCUGCUACGACGUGGUGCUGGACAGCCGACUGGAUGACUGGAAACCAACAAGGGAGAAUCUUCAUUCUUUCACCAAAGAUGCUCUCGGCCUUAUCCAGAAGGACUUGCCCUUCGAGCCUUUGGAGGUAGAAGUCAAAAUUGCAAGAGAAAUAUUUCAGCACAAUGCGUAUAAAUUGACUGCAGUGGAGGAAAAAGCAUCACAACACCCCCAUGGACUGGUGACACUUCACAGGCUUGGCGAUUUUGUGGACCUCACGGAAGGACCUCAUAUCCCACGGACAAGCUUCUGUCUGCAAUAUGAAGUGACAGCUGUUCAUUCCCUUCCACGUUCCUCCUCUGAGCAUUUGCGUCGAUUCCAAGGUCUUUCUCUGCCAAGGCAUUUACAGGCUUAUCACACCGUGUGGGCGAAGCUGAGGACAAGAUCUCAGAGGCUGGUCACUGAAGAGCCAUAUAAAGUACCAGAGACUGCAUCAUAAUUCGGGGAGCACUUUUUUUUUUAUUUCAUUUUGUAUUGCUGUUAAAUAACAUUAAACACUUGUUGUCUC